Messenger RNA from Anopheles funestus (African malaria mosquito), 1401 nucleotides. It is a transcript of the gene HSPBAP1, whose product is annotated as HSPB1-associated protein 1. The record is from RefSeq and is a predicted model, not a curated record. The coding region runs from base 97 to 1386 and encodes 429 amino acids. Gene Ontology annotation, molecular function: 2-oxoglutarate-dependent dioxygenase activity. NCBI's taxonomy places the organism in Eukaryota, Metazoa, Arthropoda, Insecta, Diptera, Culicidae. The transcript has 3 exons.
CAAUUGGCACUUGUUAUAACGGAAGAAAUUCAAAAAAAGUUACGUCAAACGUUUGGAUUUGAAGAAGACGUUUGCUUUGAUAACAGAUGAUGACCGAUGACGUUGGUCCGAUUGUUUAUAUUUAGUUUAAAAACAAGCGAAGGAUCUGCAAAACGUUUCCACAAACCGAAGGAUACAAACAAGAGACAGUUAAUGGAUCCGACCAAAUUGAAAGAAAUAGUUCUGAACGCAAAACGACCGUAUGUGCUGUACAAUAUAAAUCCUCAGUGGCCCUGCUUUAAACAAACAUUCGACGAUUGGUGUGAAACAUUUGACGAUGCGCACCCAAAUGCCGUACCUUUUGAUGAAUGCUCGGUGAUGGGCGGUUGUGACCCACAAUGGGAAUGGCAACGAACAAAGAGACACAUGAAAAUGCGCGACAUUUGCAAUAGAGAUAUUCAGCAUAAAGUAGAACGAUGGAAUUCGUUCAGCUACCGUAACAUUGAACUACUGCCAGAACCUUGCCGAAGAGGAGUAAAUUUUGCGUGCUUCGGGUUUCCAGAGAUUAACGAAGAUGUUACGUUUUGGAUUGGAUCGGCACAGGCCCACACCCCCUGCCAUUACGAUACGUAUGGGUGCAAUAUCGUGGUGCAGGUUUUUGGGCGCAAAUCCUGGACACUGUUGCCUCCGGAGGCAAAGUUAACUCCAGUGCGGGUCCCAUUUGAAGAAUCAAGUGUAUAUUGUGAGGAGAACUUUUACAGUCCCGCAUCUUACAGCCAUUUUACGAAGGUUGAGAAUGAAGUGUACCAUGUGGUGUUGGAGCCCGGAAUGGCUUUAAUUGUACCUCCUAAAUGGUGGCACUACGUCGAAACAUUAGAACCUGCUCUGAAUUUCAACACCUGGCUUAGUUUGGAAACCGACGUCGAUUCUCUUAUCUCAGAAUGCAUAACCAAGCUGUUGCUUCAAGAUUUGUGUGACGGGUUGGAAGAGAAUAUUAAAAAUCGUCUUAUAAACCCAAAUGAAGAUCUAUUGACAACAACGAGUAUCAGCAAAUCGUAUGAUAUAUUGAACUAUUUGCUAGAUCAAAAGCGGAAGAACAAACAGCAAUGUAUAGAACCAAGGCGAUACCCCUGUGACUAUCUAUCUACCGACGCGUUCAACAGAUUAAUAGAGGAAUGCAAACCAUUCAUUAAGCCGGUGGAAAAGCUACAACAAUGGGAUUUUUAUAACAAAAUCAUUUGCAACCAUUCUCGAUACGAUUCAUCCCAAAAUGGGGCGAAUUUCUCAGGGUUAACCACUGACGAAAUUGAACUAGUGGUAAGAAUGCGAAAACUGAUAAACGUGUGUUGCAAACCAAAUGUAGUAAAAUUAAUAGAAACUUCCUUGUUAGAUGAAUAUAGAAGUUGAUUUACUGACCGUUGA